Agelaius phoeniceus (red-winged blackbird) is the source of this 1542-nucleotide messenger RNA. Its product is annotated as keratin, type I cytoskeletal 19-like. Gene Ontology annotation, cellular component: cytoskeleton. NCBI's taxonomy places the organism in Eukaryota, Metazoa, Chordata, Aves, Passeriformes, Icteridae. Gene Ontology annotation, molecular function: structural molecule activity. The record is from RefSeq and is a predicted model, not a curated record. Gene Ontology annotation, biological process: intermediate filament organization; epithelial cell differentiation.
AUGAGCUGCAGCAUCAAGAGAACGUCCAGCACCUCGUACAGGAGCGGAGGAGGAGGCGGCGGUGCCUGCGGGGGCAGCAGCGGCCGCAGCUCCUCCGUGUCCUGCCGGCGCUACGCCUCCUCCGUCAUCGGCGGGGGCAGCUACGGCGGCGGCCUCAGCAUGGGCAGCAUGGCCGGGGGCUUCGGCGGGGGCUUCGGCGGGGGCUUCGGCGGGGGCUUCGGCGGGGGCUCUGCGGGGAUCUGCGGCCCCGGGGGGGACCUGCUGCUCGGCGGCAAUGAGAAGGUCACCAUGCAGAACCUCAACGACCGCCUGGCCUCUUACCUGGACAAGGUGCGCAUGCUGGAGGAAGAGAACGCUCAGCUUGAGCACCACAUCCGCGAGUGGUACAGGAAACAAGCUCCCAGCGUCUCCAAGGACUACAGCUCCUACUACCAGACCAUCGAACAACUCCAGAAUCAGAUUAUUUCUGCCACUGUGGACAACAACAGGAUGAUUCUGGACAUUGACAACAGCAAGAUGACUGCUGAUGACUUCAGAAUGAAGUAUGAGAAUGAGCUGGUCAUCCGUCAGACCGUGGAGGCUGACAUCAAUGGCCUGAGAAACAUCCUGGAUGGUCUCACUAGCACUCGGUCUUCCCUGGAAUCUGAGCUGGAGUCCUUGAGGGAUGAGCUGACUGCUCUCAAGAGAAACCAUGAGGAGGAAAUGAGGCAGCUCCAGUCCCAAACUGGUGGCGACGUGAGCGUGGAGGUCAAUGCUGCCCCUGGACAAGACUUGACAAAGAUCCUGAAUGACCUGAGAGAUGAAUAUGAGCAGAUCAUUGCAAGGAACCGCAAGGAAGUGGAGCAGUGGUAUGAAGUCAAGAUCCAAGAAGUCAAUCAGCAGGUCACUUCCAGCAGCCAGGACAUCCAGACCAGCAGCCACCAGCUGAGCGAGCUGAGGCGCGAGAUGCAGAACCUGGAGAUCGAGCUGCAGGCACAGCUCAGCACGAAAAGCUCUCUGGAAAACUCCCUGGCAGAAACCGAGUCUCGCUACGGCCGCAUGCUCCAACAAAUCCAGGCGCAGGUCUGCUCCGUGGAGGAGGAGCUGGGCAGCAUCCGCUGUGAGAUUGAGGGUCAGAGCCAGGAGUACAAGAUGCUCCUGGGCAUCAAGAUGCGCCUGGAGCAGGAGAUCCAGCAGUACCGGUCGCUGCUGCAGGAGGGGCAGCAGGAUCUUGUAUCAUGUCAAGGAGCUCUCCAAGGAGGAGGUAUGUCCUCCCACUCUUCUAGUUCCUACUGUCAUGGUCAAUCUAGUGACAAGGCAGGUAAGAAACAUCUUUCAAAGAGCAUCCGAACUUAUGGCUUUCACAUUUUGUGUUUCAUCCCUUUUCCUGUUAAUACCAACCUUGUGCUAUGGUUUCCACAUCUGCAAUUGCAGCAGGGAUUAAACCAUUCACAAUCAAAGCUCUUCAUUUCAAAGUGGUUUGGCUCCAAUUCCAGAGACAGGCUAAGCUCCUUUCCCAUGCUUUUGCUAACAAAUGAAUAUUUAAAUGGUGGAUGGAUCUGA